AUUUUCUCUACAAUGAGUACUACACAAUACUUGAACAUGAGUAUUUUAACAGUGUGGUAUAUUGUGUAUAAAGUGUUUGAACAGACUUUUAACCUGGUAGUUUAACUCAUAUACAGUCGUUUAAAUGAAAUUAAACCGGUUCAUUCAUGUUGUGGCAGUCUCAACACGACUUAUAACUUCCUGGUAGUAUUUAGAACACCGUUUAAAGGUUUUAAUGAUAAACUAAGACGUGUUUGAGUCUGAAUCUGAGAUGUUUUGUAACAUCGUUUUCACACUGUUUUGUAACCUCGCCCAAACAAAGACGUUGAUUUCCCCGCAGCUGGCCUGUAGCACGUGAUCUCUCUACUCGCCACCUGAUUGGCUCCGUCACAGCGUCAGUUUAAAGAACCAAGCGCGAGCGGCGUUCCUAUUGGCCGACUGCGUUCCGGCGCCAAUAUUCCAAUAUAAAGAGGGAGCAGACAGCAGCAGGAGCCGCUCAGUCGCUCUCCUGCUUUUAACUUUCACACCGUAAUUUAUGUCAUUUUAAACCCGUCACAAUGCUUUCUGCUCGCGCGCCUCUGUCCGCGAAGAAGGAGAACUCUCUCAGCAGUGAGAUGAACAAGAUGGCGCUGGACAAAGAAAACACGCCCCCGAGCCUGAACACCACGCGCAUUUUAGCGUCUAAAACCGCGCGGAAAAUCUUCUCCGACUCUGAGCCUAAAGCGAUGAAGAAGAUGGAGGAAGAGGAGCCGCUGCUGAAGGAGAACCCUCGGCGCUUCGUGGUCUUCCCGAUCCAGUACCACGACAUCUGGCAGAUGUACAAGAAGGCCGAGGCGUCGUUCUGGACCGCGGAGGAGGUGGAUCUGUCCAAGGACGUGCAGCACUGGGAGGCUCUGAAGGACGACGAGAGGUUCUUCAUCUCUCACGUGUUGGCCUUCUUCGCCGCCAGCGACGGCAUCGUCAACGAGAACCUGGUGGAGCGCUUCUCACAGGAGGUGCAGGUGACGGAGGCCAGGUGUUUCUAUGGUUUCCAGAUCGCCAUGGAGAACAUCCACUCAGAGAUGUACAGCCUCCUGAUCAACACCUACAUCAAGGAGCCCGCUGAGAGAGAGUUCCUGUUUAACGCCGUGGAGACGCUGCCCUGCGUGAAGAAGAAGGCCGACUGGGCCAUCAACUGGAUCGGGAACAAGAGCGCCAACUACGGAGAGCGCGUGGUGGCCUUCGCGGCCGUGGAGGGGAUCUUCUUCUCCGGGUCCUUUGCUGCCAUCUUCUGGCUGAAGAAGAGAGGCCUGAUGCCCGGACUCACCUUCUCCAACGAGCUCAUCAGCAGAGACGAGGGUCUUCACUGUGACUUUGCCUGUCUGAUGUUCACUCUGUGGUGCGUUCAGGGUCUUCACUGUGACUUUGCCUGUCUGAUGUUCACUCUGUGGUGCGUUCAGGGUCUUCACUGUGACUUUGCCUGUCUGAUGUUCACUCUGUGGUGCGUUCAGGGUCUCUUCACUGUGACUUUGCCUGUCUGAUGUUCAUUCUGUGGUGCGUUCAGGGUCUUCACUGUGACUUUGCCUGUCUGAUGUUCACUCUGUGGUGCGUUCAGGGUCUUCACUGUGACUUUGCCUGUCUGAUGUUCAUUCUGUGGUGCGUUCAGGGUCU
This is a messenger RNA of Gymnodraco acuticeps, 1629 nucleotides long. Its product is annotated as ribonucleoside-diphosphate reductase subunit M2. The transcript has 8 exons. The record is from RefSeq and is a predicted model, not a curated record. Gene Ontology annotation, biological process: deoxyribonucleotide biosynthetic process. Lineage: Eukaryota; Metazoa; Chordata; Actinopteri; Perciformes; Bathydraconidae. Gene Ontology annotation, cellular component: cytosol. Gene Ontology annotation, molecular function: ribonucleoside-diphosphate reductase activity, thioredoxin disulfide as acceptor. Bases 537 to 1499 code for a protein of 320 amino acids.